UCAGUUUAUUGCUAGAAUACGUGCAGAAGGAGAUGGAAAGUUAAAUGCUUAAUAAUUACUGAAAACAGCGUGAACUGAGUAUCCAGUUUUGAUUUAUUAGAAUUUAUCCAAGAUGCCCUGCGGGAAACGACCUCUGAAUAAGACUUGGGACAAACCCAGAAACUUAAGAGUGAUAAAGCCGUCUCGAUAUGAGCAAAACGAGGCCUCGGUCAAGUUGCAUUGGAAGAAUGUUGUUAAAGAGCUGGAAUUGUCGUAUAAAGAUGAUAAGUUCUGGGAGUCUCAAAGCAAGACAGUCCGCGAGUUGGUGGGCCCGCGCUUGUUCUCACGCAUCGCCAAGAUCUUCCACCUGCCUCCCGAGGAAGUAAAGUAUGAGCCGCCUUCCGAGAGCGCCUCCAUCAUGGCCUCAGACGAAUUCUAUAUUGCCAAGUUGACUUCAGCAGUUAUUGAAAGCCGACCUAACUUCUCCAUGAGUGACUUUGAACCGUCAAUAGUUGAGGAGCAAGUUCAAGAAGACGAACAGUCGGAGCAGUGGAGUGAAGAGUCGCAAGCAGACACUAUUGUAAGACAAAAGUCCUCCCGCAAGUCCUUGGCAGUCAAAACCUCCCACGCGGCGACUAUAACUGCCUCUAGAAACUUUUCUAGGAUGAUAUCUUCAAAAAGCUUUAGUCAAAGAGCGAUAGCCGGCCCUGAAGACAGUUCGCCGAGUCACUCGUCUAAAGAAUCGAGUGAAGGGUCUGCGGCCUACACACACGAUGAUAUGGAUGUUCAUCUGGCAAGUAUUUAUGGUAUACCGCGCAAAUAUAGUUCUAAAAAUCCCCAUUUUGACAUGCUAUAUUGUAAUGAAUCUGAAACCGAUAUGAUCAAGUGGAAAUCUAAAUACAAACAAAAAGUCUUUGAAGUAUCAGCAUCCGAUGAAUUUAGUAAGAAGGCCGAAAUUAUGACGAAGAAGAUUGCUAAAGAAUUUUAUGACUGGUGGACUAACCUUGGUAGUCAAGAGUUUAAGAGUGAAAUUAAACGUCCAGAAGAUAUUGAAGAUCUUUUCCAGGUGUGGUUCGAUGAACAUGCAUCUCGUAGCUUGAUGUUGGAUCCAAAGAUUCUGCCUUGCGUACUCCAAAGCAUUGCAAAUUAUGUGGGCGUGCCUAAGACGUCAUGUCCGCGAGUUCUCAAGCGGCAGAUCGCGUUCGACAUCCACGCGGAGACGAGCCCUGCGCACACGACGGCAUUCGACUCGUCACUGCCACAGAAGUUGAAACACAUCCCGCCGCGGAACAACACGGAGACCAUGUGGCAUUGCGUCAAGAUUCCCGAGGAUCUGCGCACUAUGGAAGCCGUCUGGGGUGACGUCCAACAUCUCACAUCUACGAAGUCGUUCUACAUAUGGCUGAAGUCACGACCUCACCUGCCGAUGCCGCAGUUCCUGCACACCAUCGACUCUCCUGGCGACAAGAAGCAGCUAUUCGUGGUACCCUCGGACUACGUGGUCAAGGACACACGCCAGGGCUCCGCCGAGGAACAAGAGCUCAACUUGCCGGUGUCUCAGUUCCAACUCGAGCUCAAAUCUGUGCUGAGCAAACUGAUGAAUGACUGA
Plodia interpunctella (Indianmeal moth) is the source of this 1588-nucleotide messenger RNA. RefSeq lists its product as uncharacterized. NCBI's taxonomy places the organism in Eukaryota, Metazoa, Arthropoda, Insecta, Lepidoptera, Pyralidae. The transcript is spliced from 8 exons. The record is from RefSeq and is a predicted model, not a curated record. Bases 113 to 1588 code for a protein of 491 amino acids.